Messenger RNA from Girardinichthys multiradiatus, 6334 nucleotides. RefSeq names its product cadherin 11, type 2, OB-cadherin (osteoblast) (gene cdh11). The transcript is spliced from 17 exons. Gene Ontology annotation, molecular function: calcium ion binding; cadherin binding. The coding region runs from base 858 to 3317 and encodes 819 amino acids. Gene Ontology annotation, biological process: cell morphogenesis; cell-cell junction assembly; homophilic cell-cell adhesion. NCBI's taxonomy places the organism in Eukaryota, Metazoa, Chordata, Actinopteri, Cyprinodontiformes, Goodeidae. Gene Ontology annotation, cellular component: catenin complex; plasma membrane; adherens junction. The record is from RefSeq and is a predicted model, not a curated record.
CCUCAGAUCGCUGCUGACUAUCUCGGAGGGAGGACGUACAGAGAAACGCCGCUGACGGCACUGGAUUUUCAUACCUAAAGGAGGGAGGAAUGCUCAGGUGAUUCCCUCCCUGCUCUAUCCCACACCCCCUCACCUCCUGCGCUCGGACACCACCACCUUCGCUCCUCUCCAUCACUCCAGUUUCGGGACCUAAUCCAGACGCACGGCUGCUCCAGUAUUUUUAAUCCAUCUCAGAAUCUGCUGGUUUUUGAGUUGUCUUUUUUCUUUUACAUCUGCGCUCUGAUUUUUCAGCUUCACCCCCUGAACGUCCAGAAAAAGCAGAACAGUUAACUCCGGGUUUAUAGUCAGUGGAUGUGUGGGACAUCUGGUGAAAUAAGCAAUACCACUUAUAUGUUUUUUGGGAGGAGAAAUUCCUUGGAGACUCAAGAGAAUCGUUCUGUUUUAAGAUUGUAUGCAUUUGACACUGUCUGGCCAGGAGAGACCAGCAAAUUUAUAGAGGGAACCUGAAUCCCCCACGAUGACGGCACCCCUGUUGCAGAAACUCACACUUGCAGGUAAUUGUGUGCAGAGAACGUCACUCACCCAGCAACGACUGAUAAACUGAAGGCUCUUCAAAGACAGAAGAAGCAGCACAAGGGAGACGUAAAAAGUUGGGAGAAGACUGACAGUUAGGUUGCUCAUCAGUGAUGAGGAUCUGCAGCAGCAAGCUCCAUUGCAGCAAAUGAACAAGGAACCUCUUAAUCAACAUUUCACUCGGAAAAAACAAAUCAAGAGUUCACCUCAGUGGGAGCAGAGCUCCACUGAGAGGAAGCAGAAGUUGGAGAGAGUGAAGUACACAGUGCCUGUGGUUGGCCAAGAUGGCAGCGCUGAUAGCAAAGCGGCAGGGCUGUGGGCUGUUGAGGGCCCUCCUGGUGCUGCUGGGAAUUUCAGUGCUCUUUAGUGUUGCAUUAGGAACCAGAAAGGGGCAUGCUUCUCUGGACCACAGAAGUCAUAGACACAGAAAUCCAGGUCACUUAUCAUUGCAUAGGCACAGACAGAGGACAGGAAAGGAAGGCCAGGUACUACACCGGUCCAAACGAGGGUGGGUUUGGAAUCAGUUCUUUGUCAUUGAGGAAUACACCGGACCUGACCCGGUUCUGGUGGGGAGGCUCCACUCAGAUGUGGAUAAAGGCGAUGGUACCAUCAAAUAUAUCCUGUCCGGUGAAGGCGCAGGGACAAUAUUUGUCAUCGAUGACAAGACGGGCAAUAUUCAUGCCACAAAAACCCUGGACCGCGAGGAGCAGGCCCAGUACACCCUGACAGCACAGGCUGUGGCCCGAGACACCAAUGAGCCUCUGGAACCUCCAUCAGAAUUCAUAGUGAAAGUUCAGGAUAUCAACGAUAAUCCACCAGAGUUCCUCCAUGGACCAUACUACGCUAGGGUGCCGGAGAUGUCCAAUGUUGGUACGUCAGUGAUGCAGGUGACAGCUACAGAUGCUGAUGACCCCACCUAUGGCAACAGUGCCAGACUGGUGUACAGCAUUCUGCAAGGACAGCCGUACUUUUCUGUGGAACCUCAAACAGGGAUAAUCCGUACUGCCUUGCCGAACAUGGACCGUGAGGCGCGCCAGGAAUAUGAUGUUGUCAUCCAGGCCAAAGAUAUGGGUGGUCACAUGGGGGGGCUGUCAGGGACCACUGAGGUCAAAAUCACCCUCACAGAUGUUAAUGACAACCCUCCAAAUUUCCCACAGAGUGUGUAUUCCAUGUCGGUGUCAGAGGACAAGGUGCCAGGAGAGGAGGUGGGCCGCCUAAAGGCCAAAGACCCUGAUCUUGAAGACAACGGACUUGUAAACUAUCGCCUAAUAGACGGAGAUGGAAUAAGCAUGUUUGAACUGUCGACCAACUCGGAGACCAGAGAGGCUGUUAUCAAACUGAGGAAGCAAGUGGACUUUGAGACAAAGAGGUCCUACACUUUAAAGGUGGAGGGAUCCAACCCACACAUAGACCCUCGAUUUCUUGCUUGGGGACCUUACAAGGAUGAAGCCACAAUCAAGAUAUCGGUGGAAGAUGCAGAUGAGCCUCCUGUUUUCAUAGCCCCCACUUACACUUUUGAGGUGGAGGAGAAUGCGCCUCAAGGCACCCCGGUGGGACGAGUUCAUGCCAAGGACACUGAUGUUGCCAACAAUCCUGUCAGAUACAUGAUUCCUCGGUACACGGAUGUUGAUCACUUCUUUACCAUCUCAGAAGACGGAAUGAUCACCACAACCAGACCGCUGGACAGAGAAACACAACCCUGGCACAAUAUUUCUGUUUCAGCUAUAGAGAUCGGAGGUCACCACCAAGACACCAAAGUGCGAGUUAACAUCAAAGUGAAAGACGUGAAUGACAACUCCCCAGAGUUUGCCACCAACAACGAAGCCCUGAUGUGUGAAAACGUGGCACUGGGGAAGGUUAUUGAAACAGUCAGCGCAGUAGACAAAGACGAAAUGGGUCACAGGCAACACUUCACUUUCAGCCUUGCUCCUGAAGUCGCCCACAACCAAAACUUCUCACUCAAAGACAACAGAGACAGCACAGCCAGCAUCUACGUGCUCCGUAAAGGAUUCAGCCGUCUGACCCAGGAUGUCUACUACAUUCCUAUUGAAAUAAACGACAACGGCUUCCCUUCCAUGAGUAGCACCAACACCUUGACCAUCAGAGUCUGUUCCUGCGACAGCAAGGACACCAUCCUCUCGUGUAACGUGGAGCCAUACGUCCUGCCUGCUGGCCUCAGCACCGGCGCUCUUAUAGCAAUACUGGCCUGUAUUGUCAUUCUGCUCGCAAUCGUCGUGCUGUUUGUUGCACUGAGGCGUCAGAAGAAGGAGCCGCUGAUAGUGUUCGAAGAGGAGGACAUCAGAGAAAACAUUAUUACAUAUGAUGAUGAAGGAGGUGGCGAGGAGGACACGGAGGCCUUCGACAUUGCUACACUUCAGAACCCAGACGGUGCCAAUGGUUUCCUGCCAAGGAAAGAUAUUAAACCAGAACUUCAAUAUCCCAUCAGGCCCGGCAUUGGUCGUCCUGUGCCCAACAGUGUCAAUGUUGAUGACUUCAUUAAGACUCGGAUUGCGGAGGCUGACAGCGACCCCACAGCACCGCCCUAUGAUUCCAUUCAGAUCUACGGCUACGAGGGCAGAGGAUCAUUGGCUGGUUCACUGAGCUCGCUUGAGUCAGUCACAACAGAGUCCGACUUGGAUUAUGACUAUCUGCAAAGCUGGGGGCCCCGGUUUAGGAAGCUGGCAGAUUUGUACGGGACCAAAGACUGCUCUAUUCAUGAUGCUGAUGAUGGUGACGACUCUUAACAGAGGUCUUUCCAGCGGUGGACGACCCCUGAUUUCUGAUUCAUUGAUUCCGUGAGGAUGUGUUAACUGAGAGUUCAUUUACUCCAGAUUCCAGUUAUAACCGUCUACCAACUGAUUAGUUCAUGCCAAUCUGUCAACGAACAUUAACAGCUCCCCCCUUCUUGGUAUUCUCGGAUGGUUUGUAAACUGCGCAUAAUGAAUGCUCAGAUUUGAACUGCUCCUUUUUUUCUUAAAUCUCUUCUGCCUCUUCUAGGUUCUUGUUUUCCACUAUUUCUAUAGACUUGAGCUUUGCAAGGCUGGGAGUUUGGUUAUGUCACCAGUUUGUCUGCUUGAGGGAAAUUUGAUGGGAACCGUGUUACUGUAUCAUCUUGCAUAUAGCAUAUACUUCUGUGGACUAGAUUCAUGUACUUCCUUAAUCGUCGCAGGGAGAUAUUUUAUUCCCUUAACAGUGGGGCAAACUCCAUUGUGUUUCUCUGUCUUAGCAAACAAUGAAGAGCAAGUAAAAGAAGGGUGAUCGGGGGUCUGGCAGCAGCCUGCAAUGAGAUGAAAUCUGAAGAAGUUUCAGUGAAGUUUAACAUACCGUUUACUCCACAGCAUGUACCACAAAUUAGAUGAGUUGACCGACUCUGGGUUGUUGAUACUCUGAAGAUGAGCAGAGCAUCUUCACAGUAUGGUGGCCUUAUAAUAAUUCAACAACAACUCCAGGGGUUAACACACACAAAACAAAGGCUGAAGAUAGAGACCACUAGCUUCAGUAGCUACACAAAGACAAAAUAAACAUGUGGACUGUAGGAGUAUCUGUGACAGUGCUUCACAAAUAUCACUUUUUUUCUACUCACAGAGACAGACUGAAAAACAAUUCCAUUUGGAAGAUGUGGAUUUUUUCGUUGUUAUUUUCAGUCUUGCAGAGACCUUUUCCACAGUCCUUGUGUGUCCGAACUCCUGCCAUCAGCAAUCAAUUUCCAUACUGACCUGAGUCGACCAACGAAUGAUCGCUGCCAUGUUCCCAGUCCACCAAUGAUGACGAUAGGUAAAAAUCUGUGAGCUCUAAAAAUCGCCUUAAACUUAAACAGAAACUCUUGCAACCUAGUGCAUUCUCUCUUUUUUCCUUUGUGUUAGUUUUUUUUUUUUUUUUUCUUUUUUUUUUGUCACAUGAAGAGUAUAUUCAGAAAGCAAACUCUUCUGCUUUUUUAGUGUGUACAGAGCAAAGUGAUGUAUCACUCUGAGGAUACAACCUUAAACAAGGAUGUGCUUCUGUUUUUGUUUUUUAUCCCAGCAAAGUAAAUGUAAACUGGUGAAACCUGCCUUGUGACACCCCCCCCCCCCCCCCCCCCCCCCCCCCCCCCCCUCCUCCCAUCCCAUAUAUAGGGGCUCUUGAAAGUGUACACACCCAGGAUAAAAUGUCAUGUAUUUGUGAUGUAAAAAACUGAAACCACAAAGAUUUAUUUCAAAACUUAAUCCAAAUAUGCACUGUUAACCCAACUAAAUAAAAAAGCUGUCAAUAAAUGUGUACAACCUUAAGUUUAUAACCACUCUUAAAUCAACACUACCAUUUAGACUUCUUUGGUAGAAUCAUGUCAGGAUGCUACAUCUUGUCUUGACAAUAUUUUCCCUCUCUACUUUGGAAAACUUUUCCAAAUCUCUCAAAUUCCAAGAACAUCUCUUGUCUACAGAGAUCUUCAGGGGGACUCCAUAGAUUUAAUGUUGAAUUUAUACAGAAUGUGAAUAUUGGUAUUUAGAACUGUUACAUUUCAUUCACCUGGAGACAAAUCUCACUUCUAUCAGAACAAAAGUAACUCCUCAGCAUGAUGCUGCCACCACCAUGUUUAUGGUGGGUGUGGUUUUGUUUUGUUCCACACAAAGAAUUUGGAAUUGUGGCCCAAAAAUUAGGAUUUGGUUUUAUCACACAGCAGGGGAGAUUUUAGCCAGGUCUCUAUGUUUUCUUAGGAAGAAAAUAAUUCUGUCUUGAAACCUUAGCCCUUAGUCCAGACACACAGAGAAAACAGCAGACUGUUGUCACAUGUAGAACACAACCAGUACAUGCAAUUCCUGCAUCUCCUUUAGUGUUUAUGAUGUGUUUUUGGCAUUCUUGCUGAAUAGUUUUAAACUUUUUAUAAAUUUUUGAGAAAUUUUCCAGUUAAGGUAAUGUCCUUCUGGUACCAUAUGUUCUCCAGAUCCUUUUGAUCCUAUUUAUCAAAGUCUUAUUUUGUACAUCCCAGAAACUUGGCAGUUUAACGGGUGUGUAUACAUUUCAGAGCAGUAGUAUGUUGCCUGCAACAUAUGUUGCAUCAACAUAUGUUGAUUUUACACAUAAAAUGUGCACAUGGGCGAAGAAAACUCAGAAAGGUUGCAACCAGAACAUCUUUUUUAAGCAUGUGUUUUUGUUCAACUUCUUUUUAAUGUUGUUAUAUUAUGAUUAUUAUUGUUGUUUUCUAUUAUUAUUGUUAUCAUUAUUAUCACAGUAAGUGUUCUUUCAUUGGCUGCAACUACAAAGGAACAAACUGAUGUUUAACUAUAUGCAGAUGACUCCUGAGUUUCUUUCUGUUUUAUGAACAUGCACCGAAUAAAUGGUAAUUGUUUUUCUUUUUUUUUGGAAAGCUGUAGGAAAUGCCCUGUCUAAAGUUAAAUAUCAGCUUUGAUUUUUUUUUUGCCUUUGUGCACACUAUGUAUUUCCCUCUCUUAUUUUGCUUCUAUUUUUUGUUCCAUUAUAUAGCAUUUCUUCGUUCCUUCUACCUGUUCCUGAGAAAAAAAACUAGCAAUCUGUGUUUGUUGCAGUGACAGAACGCCUCGUUUUUAAUUCUCUAUCAAGUUUUAUGGUACAGAUUUGUACAAUUUUAAAAGUUAUUAUUUUAGUAUACAUGCAGAAUAUUCCAGUAUUACAACAAAAACAUGUUAAGAUUUUAAAAAGUUACAACAUCACACUUAUAUUUUCAGAACAUUGUAUUGUUGCUUUACUAUGUGCUUCAAUCUCAGAAGCAGAAAAAAAAUUUAAAUAAAUGCUCUUUUUAUAAAAUUUU